Messenger RNA from Chondrus crispus (carragheen), 420 nucleotides. RefSeq lists its product as hypothetical. The record is from RefSeq and is a predicted model, not a curated record. Bases 1 to 420 code for a protein of 139 amino acids. Lineage: Eukaryota; Rhodophyta; Florideophyceae; Gigartinales; Gigartinaceae. The transcript has a single exon.
AUGAACCGGCCCCCGCGCAAUAUCUUCAACAUCGAACACCAUCGACUUUGCCGCGCCCCUCUCAGGAUACUCACACGUCACCAAUACGUUCAAAAACUUGCCGUCUUCGCUAAGCAACGGUCCGCUCACCUGCAUAUUCUCCUUCUCAACAAGCCACACACCCGCCAUACGCCCCGUACCAGCCACUCUCCCAACCCCCGCCCUAUUCUGUCUAUGGUCAAACACGGUAAACACACCCUCGCCCUUGCCGCGAUUCUUCCGCUCCGAAUGCGCAGCAUCGAUUAUCGACACAUCCAUCUCUCCCGCAUCUGCAACCAGCUCACAGUUAAUCUUCUUCGCCAUCUUCCCCUUGCCAGCCUCAACCGAAACCCUUCCCCUCCUGGCCCUCACCCCCCCGUUAUCCUGCCCCAUCGUCCAUAG